AAUCCCUUUAUUACCAUAUGUGUGAAAAUUAGAUAUAAAGAACGAGUAAUUGUGUUCAUAACUGACCCCCGUAUCUAGUGAAUAAGGAAAGUUUGUUUCGUGGAUUUUACAUUAAUUUGUGAAUGACAAGGCAGUGGAGACUCAGUGCCAGCUAACUUGAAUCAGCUACAAUGGCACAAAAUGGUUCUUCAGAUGACUCCAGUGAAAAACGUUCAACCUUGAAACGGAAGAGAAGUUCUACUGAUGAUGAGGUUGAGAAUAUGCCACCUUCGAAAAUGUCACUAAAGCUUGAAGAGGAACUAAAUGACCAACCUGCGCAACAUGUGGUUGUAGAAUCAUCAUCUUGUUCAAGUGAUGAUGAGAGCUCCCAGCUUGGCAACAUUGAGCAGCCGAGGAGUGUGUUCACAGAUAUUGACUACAACCCUGACAGCUUACUAAGCCCACCGAGUUUACCAGAACUACCCAACUGUGUUUUGAGUCCCUUAGAAAAUGUUGCCAGGGGCGACUCUACACCACACACAAAUAAGAGGUCAAGUACAAGCAAAUCGCAAUGCCCAAGUACGCCAAAACGGAAAUGUCCACUGCCAGGAUUGUCAUGGGCGGACCCGGCGGACGUGUGGAAGAGCAUGUGCGAGUGCGACACGCGCGCCGCUAUGAAGAGAAACCCGCAUAUGUUUGACAACCACCCCAGUCUUCAGCCACGUAUGCGCGCUAUACUGCUGGAUUGGCUAAACGAGGUGUGCGAAGUAUACAAAUUACACAGAGAAACGUUCCACUUGACCGUCGAUUACGUGGACCGCUAUCUGUCUAACACAGUCGACAUCCAGAAAGGAAGAUUGCAGCUAAUAGGUAUAACAUGUCUCUUCGUGGCAGCGAAAGUAGAAGAAGUGUAUCCCCCCAAAAUAGGUGAAUUCGCGUACGUCACAGACGGCGCGUGUACCACAGAAGAAAUCUUACUAGAAGAGCUACUGAUACUUAAAAUAAUGUCAUGGAGUAUCACGCCCAUUACGACAAACAGCUGGUUGAAUAUGUACAUGCAAUUGGCGAGUGAAGGAAGAAGUGCGAAACGGAGGUUACUAGGUGAAAGCGACGUUGGAGCAAAUGCACUAAGAGGGUACACAUUUGUGUUUCCCCAAUAUUCCUCCUUAGAGUUUGUACAAUGCGGUCAGUUGAUCGACUUGGCUGUGCUGCAUGUGGACGUGAAUCAGUACUCGUACAGUUCUGUAGCAGCGGCCGCUAUGGCGCAUGCAUUUAAUAAGGAUUUAGCACUUAGGGUAUCAGGGUUCAGCUGGGAAUCACUAGAGCCGUGCUACCGAUGGCUCGCUCCGUUCGUGCAAGUGGUCCGCGAGGAAGGCGCCGUGUGCGUAGUGCGCGGCGGCGACGGUGAGUUCGUCCAGCGGGCGGCGGGCCUGGACCUCAUCUGCCCCGAUCUCAACGCUGACGAGAGCCAUCGCAUACAGUCCCACAAUGUUACCCUUGACAUGUUUGAUAAAGUAUACCAACACCUCAUAGAACAAACGAAUCCAGAAGAAGAACCAUCGGCGUCAACAUCACAAGACGUCGAGCAUAUCUACCCUCCGACGCCCCCUCAGUCAGACCAAAAAAGUCCCAAAACACCAACAACAAAAACACCCUCAACACGACAUCAAACGGUACCUGAAGAAUUACAUACGGAGAUUGAAUGAUCGACGGUGUUAACCUCCCACAUGUUGAGGUGUGUAUUUUUUGUUAUCGUUGUAUGGACAGCAAUCGACUUAAUGUAAAUAUUAAUAGGAGAGCGCAGAAGUGUUUAUCCAGUAUCUUGAUCAAUUUGUAUGAACGUGAUGUUAAUGGAACUCUUCCUUUAUAAUUCGCUCCAUACGGAUGCGUCAAUAAGCGUUAAGCUGAUGUAGGCGAAUCGCAUAUGUGUUGCCAUUUCGACCAUUCGGACCAACUGCAAUUGAAUGCUGAUAAACUUGAAUACAAUU
Messenger RNA from Hyposmocoma kahamanoa, 1967 nucleotides. RefSeq names its product G1/S-specific cyclin-E (gene Cyce). Gene Ontology annotation, cellular component: centrosome; cytoplasm; cyclin E1-CDK2 complex. The coding region runs from base 171 to 1685 and encodes 504 amino acids. Gene Ontology annotation, biological process: regulation of cyclin-dependent protein serine/threonine kinase activity; G1/S transition of mitotic cell cycle. The record is from RefSeq and is a predicted model, not a curated record. NCBI's taxonomy places the organism in Eukaryota, Metazoa, Arthropoda, Insecta, Lepidoptera, Cosmopterigidae. Gene Ontology annotation, molecular function: cyclin-dependent protein serine/threonine kinase regulator activity. The transcript is spliced from 10 exons.